AUGGGGUUUAUCAAGUAUUCAAUAUGCAUACCUGUUCGAACCAAAACACAACGAGGCUCCAUCCCAACAUACUUCAAUAUGCCACUGCUCAAUGAUCUACCGUCUUGUUCUACAGAACUGAAACCCGCAUCAUCAGAGUCCCGGUGCUCCACAUUACCCUUAUGCUUCCCACUUUGCUCGCAAUCACCAUCAGAAUGGGGAUCGUCAACCAUCUGUCUUCAAGAUAUCCUUAAAGCAGUGGCCGUGCUGAGGAAAGAGUCAAUUAUCUGCUAUCCUCUUGGAAAUAUUGCUGGCUAUAAGGAAUAUUCCUGCGUGGAGCUCUAUAUCCAAUCCAGUCACUGCGCCCAGUUACUUCGGACACUUCCUAGCUUUGAGGACGAAGCUCCUAUACUUUUACACUUGGAUGAUCAUUGGAAUACUAUAGUUUGGUUCUGGGCAGUUCUGCUUGCCAAUGGUGUUCCUGUUCUCUCUUCUCCAUUCAGCAUCGUUGAUGACCAUCGUCUGGAGCAGAUUCGGGGCUUGUCGAAGCUUCUUCAAUAUCCUAUAUGCAUCACAACAAAAAAUUUACUUGGUGUGUUUGGCGGCACCGAAAAUUUGCUGGAAAUUCACACAACGGAAUCACUGAGCUUGGAUAAGUUUCAAAUUGGCCACCGAAGCCCAGAUGUUUCAGCUGCCUACCCAAGCUAUAGGGGAGGCCAAUCUCUAGCGAUGUUGAUGCUAACGUCAGGAAGUACUGGGAACUCAAAGGCUGUACGCCUGACGCACAAGCAGAUAAUUUCAGCAAUCACGGGGAAAGCAUCCGUACGCCCGUUACCCGUUGGCGGCCCAUUUAUGAACUGGAUUGACCUUAACCACGUUGCAAGCCUCAUUGAAAUUCACAUCCAAGCUCUGUGGCUAGGAGUUGACCAGAUUCAUGCCCAUGCAGCUGAUAUAGUUUCAUCACCCAACGUCUUCCUAGACCUACUGAGCAAGCACCGUGUCUGUCGCACUUUUGCGCCAAACUUUUUCCUCGGAGGCUUGAUAUCCUCAAUGAAGUCAAAAAAAAGUCUUCCGCUAGGCGAAAGGCCGUGGGACUUGUCAAAUUUGCAGAUAGUUGCCUCUGGAGGAGAGGCCAAUGAUGUGACAACCUGCGUUGCUGCGUCUGCCUUAUUCCAAAAUCUUGGAGCACGCCCAGAUGUCAUCACACCGGGAUUCGGCAUGACAGAGACCUGUGCUGGGGCAAUAUUUAACCUUACUUGUCCGUCAUAUGAUGUUGACCGCGGCUAUGCUAUUGCCUCUCUAGGCAAGUGCAUGGAGGGUAUCGAGAUGCGUGUUACGAUUGGCCCCAGGUUGGCGGCUAUAGAUGAGUGCGGCGACUUGGAAGUACGUGGUGAUGUGGUGUUUAAUGGCUAUUAUCGAAAUCCCGAGGCCACUGCUAACGCUUUUCCUUGGGGAGACGGAUGGUUCCGUACCGGCGAUCGAGCUCGUAUCAAUUCAGACGGCAAUCUCUGUCUUAUUGGCAGGAAAGAAGAAGUGGUAAACAUUAAUGGCAUUAAAAUUGUCAUAGCAGACGUCGUAUCGCUGCUAGAGCGGGCACUUGGGAAUAAAGUAAACCGUUUUGUGGUGUUCUCUUCUCGAGUCACUCACACCGAUCAGAUCACUGUUUGCUAUACCCCUACGAAAUGGCCCCAUACCGCUGAAGAGAUGGACGUGGUUGACGCAAUUAUUACUCAAGAAUGCCUUUCUAAUACCUUUGCGCGUCCUUUGGUGUUCUCCUUGAGAGAGUCAUCACUGUCUCUUUUACCUAUAUCCUCGCUGGGAAAAAUUUCGCCUGCAAAGAUGAGUUCAUUAUUCGCAUCUGGCGUCUUCGAUCAAGAUGUUAGCCUUCACAAAAAUCAGGUUAAGGAGUAUAGGGAAGAGAAACAGCGGGGAGCAUUGCACUCUGUUGCAACAGAAGCUGAGACCUUUAUCAUGGUUGACUUCGCAAAGACCCUCAACAUUGACCAUACUGCGAUAGGUCCAGAAACGCAAGUCUUCGAGCUAGGUUUCACGUCCAUGGACCUUAUUCGCCUGAAACGCCGUCUCGAUACUCGUUUGGGAAUCACAUUGCCCAUAGUGACAAUCAUGAAAAACCCAACUGCCCGAUUAUUAGCCGCAGCUCUUGCUAGCCAGACCUCCAGUGAUGGACCAGUUGAAACAAAAGACACAGAAUACGAUCCUGUGGUAAUCCUGAAAUCUGGUGGUUCAAAGGCACCACUUUGGCUUUUCCACCCCGGCGUGGGCGAAGUCCUUGUCUUCAUUGGUUUAGCACAGCAUCUUGCUGAUGAGGAUAGACCUAUUUACGCCUUGCGUGCAAGGGGCUUCGAACGAGGACAGACACACUUUGCGUCCAUUACGGAGACAGUCGACACCUACAUCCAUGCCAUCCAAAAGCACCAGAAAAGGGGUCCGUACGCAUUGGCAGGCUAUAGCUACGGUGCAAUGCUUGCCUUUGAAGCGGCCAAAAAGUUAAACUCCAUGGAAAUAGGCACCACGGGCAACUCAGUACGCUUUCUUGGCAGCUUCAAUCUACCACCGCACAUCAAAUGGCGCAUGCGUCAACUAUGCUGGAACAUGUGCCUGCUGCAUCUGACACAGUUCCUCGGAAUCACAACAGACGAAUAUGUGGAGGAAAUGGAGCUGAACCCGCAGUUUUCCCAAAAAUCCAGGCAUGAUGCAGUGGAACAAAUACUUCUUGCUGCGGACCGGGGGCGGAUGGAAGAGCUGGGACUGGAGGACGUGGCACUUGCCAGAUGGGCUGACGUCGCUUUCAGUUUGCAGAGCAUGGCAGUGGACUACGAACCCAGCGGACAGGCAGACAGCAUUGAUGUGUUCCAUGCCAUUCCCCUCAAACUUGCCGCUCCAUCGAGAGAAGUGUGGAUAAAGGAACAUUUGAGCAAAUGGAGAGACUUUUCUCGGACUGAGCCCAGAUUCCAUGCAGUUGGAGGUGCACACUACACCAUGAUUGGGCCAGAUAAUGUGGUUGGAUUUGCUUCAACGCUCAAGGGGGCCCUGGCUGCACGCGGGGUCUAA
Trichophyton verrucosum HKI 0517 is the source of this 3051-nucleotide messenger RNA. RefSeq lists its product as uncharacterized. The record is from RefSeq and is a predicted model, not a curated record. The coding region runs from base 1 to 3051 and encodes 1016 amino acids. Gene Ontology annotation, biological process: biosynthetic process; secondary metabolic process. Gene Ontology annotation, molecular function: CoA-ligase activity; phosphopantetheine binding. The transcript has a single exon. Lineage: Eukaryota; Fungi; Ascomycota; Eurotiomycetes; Onygenales; Arthrodermataceae.